Molecule: messenger RNA, 557 nt
Organism: Panicum hallii
Lineage: Eukaryota; Viridiplantae; Streptophyta; Magnoliopsida; Poales; Poaceae
Product: heavy metal-associated isoprenylated plant protein 44-like
Exons: 3
Coding region: 49-318 (89 amino acids)
Molecular function (GO): metal ion binding
Source: RefSeq, a predicted model, not a curated record
GCGACUGGCGGUGCAAGAUCAUCGACAAACCUUGGACGGGUUUCUUCCAUGGAGAGCACGGAGCUGAAAGUGGAGAUGGUGGCGCUGCAUGAGAAGCGGGUACGGAAAUGCCUGUCCAAAGUGAAAGGCAUCGAGCGGGUGGAGGUGGAGGCGAGCCUCCAGAAGGUGGUGGUGACGGGGUGCGUGAAUCGGAGCAAGAUCCUCAAGGCGCUCCGGCGGGUGGGGCUCCGCGCCGAGCCGUGGUCGCCGCACAACGAGCUGCUCAGCGCCUACGCCACCACCAGCCUCAUGUUCAACAACUCCUACAGCUUCUUCUGAACCGACGAUCCUUCGCUGUUGCCUUUUGGUUUCUUACUUUCUUUCGUUCUCUGCUUGUUGGGGUUUGGGAACGGGAAGGCGUUCCACAAUGUAUACAGAGAUGAGAUGACUUUUUUUUUUGGUUCUCUUCCUUUGGGUACGGUGUUGAGUGGCGGAGAGCGGUGGUAGCCGGCGAGGCGGCAGGGAGAUGUAAAAUGUAAUGUUCUGCAGGCAAGGAAUCAAGACGGUGCCUUGCAUGA